Molecule: messenger RNA, 1910 nt
Organism: Cylicocyclus nassatus
Lineage: Eukaryota; Metazoa; Nematoda; Chromadorea; Rhabditida; Strongylidae
Source: the annotation of a GenBank genome assembly
AUGCAUAUUCAACAAUGGAAUUGCAUAGACAAUGAAACGAAAUCACUGUUUUUGGCGGUUGAGGAGUUCAUUGUUCCUGUGUGUGCCUUUUUCCCGGGUAUAGAUUUAGAAAUGACGGAAAAGCCGGUUAUCUCGCAGUAUAUGAGGGACAAAGCAAGUCGGACAAGGCUUGCCAUCGAGUCAUUCUAUGCACAAACUGUAACUCAAGCUGUUGAGCGAGAUUCGCGAGCUAAAAAACUCGAAGAGAAAAUGGCCGCCGAGGGAAUAAGUGAAGACGAAAAAGAAGAACGGCGAAGAGUGCAGCAUUCAAAGGAGACUGAUUUUCUUCGGUUGAAACGAACUCGAUUGCAUGUGACCGAUUUUGAGAGCCUCAAAGUUAUUGGUCGUGGCGCAUUUGGAGAGGUCCGAUUAGUGCAAAAAAUUGACAGUGGUCACAUCUAUGCCAUGAAAAUCUUGCGAAAGAGUGAAAUGCUGGAGAAGGAGCAGACUGCUCAUGUCCGUGCCGAGCGAGAUAUACUGUCCGAGGCUGAUUGUGAAUGGGUUGUAAAGAUGUAUUAUUCAUUCCAAGACUUCGUUAAUUUGUAUCUUGUGAUGGAGUUUCUGCCUGGUGGUGACAUGAUGACGCUACUAAUCAAGAAGGACACGCUUAGUGAAGAAGCAGCGCAAUUCUAUAUCGCUGAGGCGGCCCUUGCUAUCCAGUUUAUUCAUAAUCUCGACUUUAUACAUAGAGAUAUCAAACCUGACAAUCUUCUUCUGGAUGCCAGGGGCCAUGUGAAGCUCUCCGAUUUCGGGCUAUGCACUGGGUUGAAAAAAAUCCACCGCACUGAGCACUACAGGAACUGGCCUUCACAACUUCCACCUGAUUUCGUUUCGAAACCCGUCGAGUCCAAACGCAAGGCUGAGACAUGGAAGAAGAAUCGCAGAGCCUACGCCUACUCUACCGUUGGCACCCCUGACUACAUCGCACCCGAAGUGUUUCAGCCAAAUGGGUACACGAAAAGCUGCGAUUGGUGGAGCCUUGGUGUGAUACUUUACGAAAUGCUUAUCGGUUAUCCGCCAUUCUGCUCUGAAACGCCACAAGAAACGUAUAGGAAGGUUGUAAACUGGCAGCAAACUCUGGUAUUUCCACCGGAGAUGCCCAUUAGCGUUGACGCGAAAACGACAAUAAAACGUUUCUGUUGCGAGCCAGAGAGACGCAUGGGUCAUAAUGGAGGUCUUGAGGAAAUCAAGCAAUGCAUAUUUUUCAGAAGAAUUGACUGGAACCAUAUCAGGGAGCGACCAGCACCAAUAAGGGUCGAAGUGAAAAGCAUUGACGAUACUAGCAACUUUGAUGACUUCCCGGAAGUGGACAUGAGAUGGCCUGUUGACACGGCUCCGCAGAAAUUGAAACCAGAGGAACAACCCGGUCAUCGUGGAGAAUUUGUCGAUUUUACAUACAAACGUUUCGAUGGGCACACGCAGAAAAUGCGUUACAGCGAAAUGAAUAAGCAAUCUCGAACUCACGGUGGUCCCGGUGAGGGUACUCAAACCGCGGUGUAGUACAAGUCUUUCAUAGAUUCUUCAUCUUCGCCUGUGAUCUUUCAAAUGCCUAAUAUAUCGUCAUCUCUCUUUUCAAGACCUGAACCAGUUACUGGUUUUUUUUUGUAUAUACUUGUGUUUAUAUCAGUGCUAGUAACAUUCCUCUGUGAUUCAUCUCGUCUCUUUUCGCUAGGUUUUUGUGUGUUGUCGAAAACUGGGUGCGGGUAAUUCCGUACUUCAAUCAAAGGGUUAGAUCUGUGUCCUCUAUCAGAGUUAUAUAUUGUUUGCGGGAAACAAGAGAAUAUGUGCUGUUUAUCGAGAUGUGCAGUAAAUUGUUUUGCCAACUUACUUAAUCUUCAUGGCACAUGUAUAACCUGAUGGUACGUUUGCAC